AGGCUAGCAAGACUACAGCGUGGACUGGAGCGCUUCCUCGGACUACUCGAUGGCAAGUCCUCACUGGAGCACUUCCUCCAGGCUUUUCCCACUUUGAGUGCAGAGGAGAUUGAGCCUGUUAGGGUGAAAUUUGUGGAGGACGUCAAGGAGCUGAUCAAGUCCGGUCACCACUCCCUCACCGAGUCCUACGACCUCCACGAGCGUCUCCCCCUCCUCGAGCAGCUCUGUCUCGAAGCAGAUCGACGUGCAGACCGUGGUCUCCCCCUGGACCACGAAGAGAUGAAGGACGUCUUCCGCCCCGACCUAGACAUCUCCACUGCUCUCAACGCUAAAGCUCUCCAAGGACGAAGGGAACGCGUCGCCUCUCUCGAGGAACAAUUGGCGGAACUGGAGGCGGCAAACGCACUUGUGCAUGCUAAAUUGGUGGGAAAUGUGGACGAGGCAGAGAAGAGACAGGCAGAGGCAAAGGCGCUGUUGGAUGCGCUCGAGGGGGCGGUCAGGGAUUUACAGCCUGAUGCGGCAUUGGAGAAGAGGAUGAGGAGCACGUUGGAUGGGCUGGCGAGUGAGCUGGGACCUAGGGUGUAG
Messenger RNA from Microstroma glucosiphilum, 585 nucleotides. RefSeq lists its product as hypothetical. NCBI's taxonomy places the organism in Eukaryota, Fungi, Basidiomycota, Exobasidiomycetes, Microstromatales, Microstromataceae. The record is from RefSeq and is a predicted model, not a curated record. Gene Ontology annotation, cellular component: MIS12/MIND type complex. The transcript has 2 exons. The annotation marks the transcript as partial.